AUGAUUGUCGUUCUGCUUGUGUCCAUGCCAAUGGUGUUGUACAGUGGUGGCCAAGAAUUGGAGUCACCAGCUUUUCUACCAGAGCUUCUUAACACACCUGAAAGAAUCUUAAACAAUGCCACAUUCUUCAAUGGAGUCUUUCAAAACGUGGGAAGUGUUGCAUUAUUUUUUGACUGCCUGGGUUCUCAUUUCACUUGGUUACAGUCCAUCUUCACUAACUUUCCUGCUCUGCUCAAUUUUGUGAACAAAAUGAAGUGCAUUACUGGCUUUUGUCCCAGAGAUUUUGAAGACUAUGGUUGUUCAUGCCGGUUUGAGAUGGAAGGGCUUCCCGUGGAUGAAGCAGAUGGCUGCUGUUUCCAACACCGCAAAUGCUACGAGGAAGCAAUGGAAAUGGAGUGUACAUGGGACCCAUCAAAGAUCUCUACGGAUGUCAGCUGCCCUACAGAAAAGCUGAUCUGUGAGUCUGGAGAUCCCUGUGAACAGCUCCUCUGCAACUGUGACAAAGAUGCUAUUGAAUGUUUUCUGAACGCACAUAUUAACUCUUCCCUGAAUGGCCUGGAUGUCUCCUUUUGUCCAUCUCUGGUUACAGAAACAACUAGCAUGAAAGAGCUGACAACACUUCACAUGGAAGUGAUUUCUUUAGAGCCCAGUGGGAUGGUCCUGGGGACUUCCAAAGCAGAAGUUAUCACCACUACAAGCAUGGUCACCCCAGCAGCCACAGCUAAAAAAAAGGAUGGAUUUACAGAAGCUGCAGUCCCAGUGGAAAAGAGAACCACUUCUCUAACCUCAUCCCCAGGAGAUAUUAACUCAACAAAAGUCAAAAUUGUCCCCACUGAGACUAUUCCUGCAGGAACACCUGUGAGGACAGAAGAAAAAGAGACAAGACCCAUCAGAGGUGGCCAGAGCACGGCUUAUUCUGGGAUAGCUCUGGAACCAACACUGUCUGACAGAGGAUCCAAGGAACCUGCAGGAAAAGUAUGCGAACGAUUAACCUUUCUGCAAGACAGAGGAGACGGGAGAGCGACGAGGGAGCUGCCUCAGCUCGGAGAAAUGUUGUUCUGUUUAACUGAGCGAUGUCCACAGGAAUUUGAAUCUUACGGUUGCUACUGCGGCCAAGAAGGAAGAGGUUAUCCUGUCGAUGAGCUGGACAGGUGUUGUUUCUCUCAUCACUGCUGUAUGGAACAAAUUAAGAAACUUGGAUGCCAGGCAGAAAGAAUUUCACGGUCUGAAGUCUUAUGUUUGGAUCACAAGCCAAAAUGUAUUGGCUGGAGCUUGUGUGAGAAACUACUAUGUGCUUGUGGUAAGACAGCAGCUGAAUGCAUGGCUUCUGCUUUCUUCAAUGAAAGCCUUAAGUUUCCACAUAGCCAAGUAUGCCAAGAGGGAAAAGUCUCAUGUCGAAGUGGAGCAUAUGAACGGCCUUUAGGUGGUACAGAAUCAGGCACCGGGAUUUCUAGCUCUGAGGAAAGCAGUGAAGAGGAAGGUCCGUUAUGGAGCAUAUUGAGAAGAGCAAAGAGAGAGACACACCAUCCAUUUGGAAACGUAGGAAUCCUACAACAUGAAGGCAGAUAA
Molecule: messenger RNA, 1569 nt
Organism: Rhea pennata
Lineage: Eukaryota; Metazoa; Chordata; Aves; Rheiformes; Rheidae
Gene: OC90
Product: otoconin 90
Exons: 14
Coding region: 1-1569 (522 amino acids)
Biological process (GO): phospholipid metabolic process; lipid catabolic process; arachidonate secretion
Molecular function (GO): calcium ion binding; phospholipid binding
Source: RefSeq, a predicted model, not a curated record